AUGAACUUCUUGACUCUAUUACUGAUCUUCUCCAUGAGUAUCACUACAUCUUCCUUGUUCCUUGGCGGUGGAGGAGGUGGUGGAUGUGGAUGUAUGUCCUCAUGUGGUCGAAAGAAAAGAUCGAUAGAACCACCUCAAUUCAAUAAUAUGGAAUCCAAAGAUACCGACAUACUGUGCAACAGCCCUGAAUUGAGACAGCUUAUUGUACAGAACAUGAAAGACACACCAGAAGAAUCAGGACGUAGUUUAUCAGCCAUUUUGGAACAACAUGGCGAACCAUUUGUAGUCGUUUGUUCGGAGCAUCGUUUCUCGUACUUCAUUCGUCACGAUUCGGAGUUCUGUGGAGUUCGCAACGGAACGCAUUACUGCCAGGCGUUUGCAUUAUAA
Messenger RNA from Auanema sp. JU1783, 387 nucleotides. The record is from the annotation of a GenBank genome assembly. Lineage: Eukaryota; Metazoa; Nematoda; Chromadorea; Rhabditida; Rhabditidae.